AUGUUUGGUCAGGGUAAUUGGACAGUCACUCUGUAUGGACAGGGUAAUUGGACAGUCACUGUGUAUGGACAGGGUAAUUGGACAGCCACUAUGUUUGGGCAGGGUGAUUGGACAUUCACUGUGUAUGGACAGGACUUUGAUACAAGGCAGUUUUGGAAGUGGAACCAUUUCUCUGAUUAUGUGCAAUUUGUGGCUCUGUUUUCGUUCUUUUGUGGUGCUAUUACAAUACUGCUUAUGGACUUCCCUUUGUACAUAGAGACUUUAGGAUUCAUGGCAGUGUUUACAGAAGCUAUGUUGGGAGCUCCACAGUUUUAUAAAAAUUUACAAAAUAGAUCAACCAUAGGCAUGAGUGUUAAAAUGGUGUUAUUUUGGUUGUCAGGAGACACUUUUAAAACGGGUUAUUUUCUUGUGAAAAAUGCACCAAUCCAAUUCACAAUAUGUGGGGCUCUUCAAGUAUCUAUUGACAUUGCAAUACUGUGGCAAGUAUGGCAUUACAGAGGAAAGAAACCGGCAUGA
Messenger RNA from Saccoglossus kowalevskii, 516 nucleotides. Its product is annotated as solute carrier family 66 member 2-like. Gene Ontology annotation, cellular component: endosome; trans-Golgi network. NCBI's taxonomy places the organism in Eukaryota, Metazoa, Hemichordata, Enteropneusta, Harrimaniidae. Gene Ontology annotation, biological process: phospholipid translocation; retrograde transport, endosome to Golgi. The record is from RefSeq and is a predicted model, not a curated record.